This is a messenger RNA of Miscanthus lutarioriparius, 2361 nucleotides long. NCBI's taxonomy places the organism in Eukaryota, Viridiplantae, Streptophyta, Magnoliopsida, Poales, Poaceae. The record is from the annotation of a GenBank genome assembly.
AUGCCGUCCCCGACCCCGAGCCACCACCACGACCGAGGCCUCCUCCUCCUCGUACUCCUCCUACUCGCCGCGGCCGUCGCGUCGAUCGGCGAUGACGACACGUACGCCGUCUCCGCGUGCCGGUCGCGGCCGUACCUCUGCGGCGGCGUGAACAUCAGCUACCCGUUCUACCUUGCCAGCGACGACGCCAAGGCCGUCCCAGACCACGACGGCGAGUCCUACUGCGGCUACCCGGGCCUCGCCGUCAGCUGCGACGACGCCAACAACAAGGCCGUCCUGAAGCUCGGGGACGACAACUACACGGUCUCGGGCAUCGACUACGCCAACCUGAUCGUCUCGCUCGCCGACGCGGACGCCGCGGGCGCGGGCAACGGCGGAUGCCCCGUCGUGGACCACAACGUGACCAUCCCACCGGCCGUCCGGCUGUCCCUUAUUCUCCACAGCGUCGACUACCUCUUCUUCUUCGUCGGCUGCUCCUUCGGCACGGAGGCCGAGCCCGCUCCCAAACUGCCGAAGCCGCCGACCAUCAAGCCCAUCACCUGUGGAGACAUGGACAAACCGGCUUCCAUGACGUUCGUGCUCCCGCGCGGCGAGGUGCCUCCCGGCGACUGGUCGAGCGCGUGCCGGCAGGUUUUCGAAGUGCCAGUGCUCAAGAGCUCCGUCCCGUCCAAGGCUGUCGCUGAGGACCCGGUGUGGAGCCAUGGAGGAACGACGGGUAAGGCAAGGCCCUCCGCGCGGGGUUCCAGCUGGGCUGGGACCGGAGCUCCGGUCCGUGCGGCCAAUGCGAGCAGUCCAGCGGCAAGUGUGGGUACAACCGCGCCGGCGAGUUCCUGGGCUGCCUCUGCGCCGACGGCCGCGUGGGUGACGGCGGUUGCAUGUCUGUCACCAGUGCUCGGAGGCGCAGGCGGCGACUGCCCUGCUGUCCGCCAUGAAGUCAGCUUCGACGAGACAUGGCUGCAUAGCAGCAGCUACAACGACAACCUCACCUUCCUCUUCGGCUGCGACCCACGCGGUCCCAUGCCGACUGAAUUCGACGCAUACAAAAUCAACUGCACGCAGUUCAAGAGUCCGCCAGGUGCUGGCCCAGGAGACUCCUUCGUGGUCAUUAUGACUGAUGAACAUGACAGGUAUCUGGAGCAAGAAUUGGCUACGAAGUGCGGCAACACCAUAGUUGUCGCCGUGCCAGUGAGAGGCGAUGUUCUGAUGGCAGCAAGUUAUAACAAGAGCAACUUCACAAGCGGCGGAUACGGGGGCGUGCUUAAGCGUGGGUUCGAGUUGGAAUGGAGCCGUAUCACAGAGGAUGGGUGUCACCUGUGCGAGGCGUCGAACGGGCAAUGCACCUAUAGCCAGCACAGGGAAUUGCUGGGCUGCUUGUGCCACGGAGGGAAGGUGGGCAACCCGGACUGCAAACAUAUCGCAUCAAGACCAAAACGGAAAACAGCAAUUAUUGUUGGUAUUGUUGCAGGCACGUCGUUGUCACUUCUAUUCCUGUGUCUAGUUAUUCUCAAAUUCUUCUCCGCUUCUAAAGAUGGUUUGCUGCCCUUCAAAUCGAAGGAUGAACCAAGGGUUGAGUCAUUUCUACAAAAGAACAGGAACCUACAUCCAAAAAGAUACACUUAUGCAGAUGUGAAAAGGAUGACAAAAUCCUUUACUGUGAAGAUAGGCCAAGGUGGAUUUGGUGCUGUAUACAGAGGCCAGCUCUACGAUGGCCGCCAGGUAGCAGUUAAGAUGCUAAAGGACACCAAAGGUGAUGGAGAGGAAUUUAUGAACGAGGUGGCUAGUAUUAGCAGAACUUCUCAUGUCAAUGUUGUGACACUUUUAGGAUUUUGCAUACAAGGAUCCAAAAGGCCACUUAUUUACGAGUACAUGCCUAAUGGUUUGCUCGAAAGUUUCGCCUUCAAUAGCAACAUGAAUAGUGGAAAUUCACUAAGUUGGGAGAAAUUAUUUGACAUAGCAAUUGGCAUGGCCAGAGGACUUGAAUAUCUCCACCUGGGAUGCAAUACUCGAAUCGUGCAUUUUGACAUCAAACCACAUAACAUUCUAUUAGAUCAGGAUUUCUGUCCUAAAAUCUCUGACUUUGGAUUGGCCAAGCUAUGCCUAAAUAAAGAGAGUGCUAUCUCCAUUGCUGGUGCAAGAGGGACAAUAGGUUAUAUUGCCCCAGAGGUUUACUCAAAGCAAUUCGGAAUAAUAAGUAGCAAGUCUGAUGUGUAUAGUUAUGGAAUGAUGGUCCUUGAGAUGGUUGGGGCAAGGCACAGGAAUACAAGUGGAAAUAGUGAAUCAGUAGUCAAUAUUUCCCUCAGUGGAUUUAUGAACAUCUGGAUGACUACUGUAUCAGUGCUUCUGAGAUUAAUGGUGAGAUGA